Molecule: messenger RNA, 2727 nt
Organism: Mus pahari (shrew mouse)
Lineage: Eukaryota; Metazoa; Chordata; Mammalia; Rodentia; Muridae
Gene: Syn2
Product: synapsin II
Exons: 13
Coding region: 180-1952 (590 amino acids)
Biological process (GO): neurotransmitter secretion
Cellular component (GO): synaptic vesicle membrane; synaptic vesicle
Molecular function (GO): ATP binding
Source: RefSeq, a predicted model, not a curated record
AGUAGUCCCGCCCUCGGCGCCACCCACUGCUCCCUCGCUAGCCCGCUAGCUCCCCAGACCCAGAGCGCCGCGGCUGUCUGCUGGGCUCUCGGAGACGCGGACCACCUUCGGUGUCCCCGCGCCGUCCUCCCCGAGCCGCCUGGCCCGCCGCCUCGAGCGCCCUCAGCCCCUCAAGCCAGAUGAUGAACUUCCUGAGGCGCCGGCUGUCGGACAGCAGCUUCAUCGCCAACCUGCCCAAUGGCUACAUGACUGACCUUCAGCGCCCGGAGCCGCAGCAGCCCCCUCCUGCCCCUGGCCCCGGUGCCGGUGCCGGUGCCGCUACGGCGUCGGCGGCCACCUCAGCUGCCUCGCCCGGCCCCGAGCGCAGGCCGCCACCGGCCCAGGCACCCGCGCCGCAGCCGGCGCCGCAGCCCGCGCCGACGCCGUCGGUGGGCAGCAGCUUCUUCAGCUCGCUGUCGCAAGCCGUGAAGCAGACGGCCGCCUCCGCCGGCCUGGUGGACGCGCCCGCGCCUUCGGCCGCUUCCAGGAAGGCCAAGGUGCUGCUGGUGGUCGACGAGCCGCACACCGACUGGGCCAAGUGCUUUCGGGGCAAAAAAAUCCUUGGAGAUUAUGACAUCAAGGUGGAACAGGCAGAAUUCUCAGAGCUUAACUUGGUGGCCCAUGCAGAUGGAACCUACGCUGUGGACAUGCAGGUACGCCGGAAUGGCACAAAGGUUGUCCGGUCCUUCAGACCAGACUUUGUGCUCAUCCGACAGCAUGCAUUUGGCAUGGCAGAGAAUGAAGACUUCCGUCACCUGGUCAUUGGCAUGCAGUAUGCAGGCCUCCCCAGCAUCAACUCACUGGAGUCUAUUUACAACUUCUGUGACAAGCCGUGGGUGUUUGCUCAGAUGGUGGCCAUCUUCAAGACACUGGGAGGGGAGAAAUUCCCACUCAUUGAGCAGACAUACUACCCCAAUCACCGAGAGAUGCUUACGCUUCCUACGUUCCCUGUAGUGGUGAAGAUUGGCCAUGCUCACUCAGGCAUGGGCAAGGUCAAAGUGGAAAAUCACUACGACUUCCAGGACAUUGCCAGUGUGGUGGCCCUCACCCAAACCUAUGCCACAGCAGAACCCUUCAUCGACGCUAAGUAUGACAUCCGGGUUCAGAAGAUUGGCAACAACUAUAAGGCUUACAUGAGGACAUCCAUCUCAGGGAACUGGAAGACAAACACUGGCUCUGCGAUGCUGGAGCAAAUUGCCAUGUCAGACCGGUACAAGCUCUGGGUAGAUGCCUGCUCUGAGAUGUUUGGUGGCCUGGACAUCUGUGCAGUCAAAGCUGUGCAUGGCAAAGAUGGCAAAGACUACAUUUUUGAGGUCAUGGACUGCAGCAUGCCACUGAUUGGGGAACACCAAGUGGAGGACAGACAACUCAUCACUGAUCUAGUCAUCAGCAAGAUGAACCAGCUGUUGUCCAGGACUCCUGCCCUGUCUCCACAGAGACCUUUAACCACCCAACAGCCACAGAGUGGAACACUUAAGGAACCAGACUCCAGCAAGACCCCUCCUCAGCGGCCACCUCCCCAAGGGGGCCCUGGGCAACCCCAAGGAAUGCAGCCCCCAGGCAAAGUGCUGCCUCCACGCCGGCUCCCCUCGGGACCAUCACUGCCAUCUUCUUCCUCUUCUUCCUCCUCUUCCUCCUCUUCUUCCUCGGCUCCUCAGAGGCCGGGCGGCCCCACCACCACCCACGGUGAUGCAUCCUCCAGCAGCAACUCCCUGGCAGAGGCCCAGGCACCUCAGGCUGCUCCAGCACAGAAGCCCCAGCCUCACCCACAGCUCAACAAGUCGCAGUCCCUGACAAAUGCGUUCAGCUUCUCUGAGUCCUCCUUCUUCCGGUCUUCAGCCAAUGAAGAUGAAGCCAAAGCGGAGACCAUCCGGAGCUUGAGGAAGUCCUUUGCCAGCCUCUUUUCAGAUUAGCUCUUCAGAUACACGAGGGCAUCCAGCCCAACCAGGAAAGGCAUCUAAGACAUUCACCAACAGCAGUCUGCCAUGUUUGGUGGCGAUGUCCCAUGACUUGACAUGUGUGGCCCCUUCCUCUGUUCCUUUGUGCUCAGUAAUUUGUGCAGCCCAGAAAUGACCACAUGAUAGUCUCAGGGCAGGUACCUACCCUGAGAAAGGCCUGACAGGAGAGGAAAGGGCUGUUUCCCUGUAGUCUUAAGAGCUUUAUUCUGAAGUCAUCAUUGCUGUGAAUUUAGUGGCCUUAUUGUGACAGAGCCAUCGUGUCUUACUCUUCCCUGUGAAGCCAGGAUCUCUGUAACAUAGGACUCCUGGCAGCUUAACCCAGCUCAGAAGCCGAGCUCAGCAUGUCCUAGUAGUCAGUGCUACCUGUGGGAAGUAUGUUCUUACCGUACAAGUACUAUUGGCUCUAAGUUUUAGGAACUUCUCCCCAAAGCUGGAUCUCCUGUGGUCCCUGUUGAAAGCACACUUGCCUGACCCCGCACUCCCUAGACUAGACGGCUGUGGAAGGGAAGUUCCUUGUGUCUGUUGAAAUAAGAGAACAAGGCCCUGCAGGGUCUCCUCUCUUCCUUCUGGAGAGCAGUUCUAUUGUGUGAGCAGCAGUUACCUUGACCUUUCAGAGCUGUACUGUAGAGGAGAAUGCAUGCCGCUAUAACAGCAGUCCACCAACCUUUGUGUUCCUCACCUUAUGAAUGUCAAGAACUUGGUGUAAUAAAAGCAGCAGCUUUAACCAGCA